UUGAACAAAUAAUUUCCUUUUUCUUGUCCCUGCGAAUUAUAUACUUUCUUCCUAAAGCUUGAAUUAGCUUCUACGUUGUUUCUUUUCACCCGAUCCAAAAAUUCUUUACUUUUCUCUGAAUUCGGAGGCAUCCAGUUUGACAAAACAUGUCGGAAGUCGAAGACCGCACGGCCAAACAACACGUGGGGUCACCGCCUACCGGACCCACUGCCCCUCCCUUGGCCGUCCCCGACGUUGAGAACCAGCACACGGCCACGGGAUUUGGGGUGCCGGAGAUAUUACGGCGAUGGAAGAGAGAGGAUUUCGUAAAGAGAGGGUCGUUGGGUUUGAGAGCACUGGCUCUGUUGUUUUCUUUGCUCGCUUUUAUCAUCAUGGCCAGCAACAAGCACGGCGAUUGGGAACAAUUCGACAAAUACGAAGAGUACAGGUACGUGCUGGCAAUAGCAAUUCUGUCGACCUUGUACGCCGGCGGCCAAGCUCUGAGACAAGUUCAUGAACUCUGGACCGGAAACCGUUUGUUUCAAGACCGUCACUCUGCCUUGCUCGACUUCUUUGGAGAUCAGAUUAUGGCGUAUCUUUUGAUAUCAUCAGCAUCUGCGGCAGUUCCCUUGACAAAUAAUAUGAGAAAGGGAGCAGACAACAUUUUUACAGACACUUCAGCAGCAGCCAUCAGCAUGUCUUUCUUUGCCUUCUUCGCGCUGGCGUUGUCUGCAAUGAUUUCAGGAUACAAACUAUCAACUCAAUCUUAUAUUUGAGGUGGAGGCUUUUCUUUUUUCUUUGUUUUUGUCCGCCAAUCAUUCUUUAUGUCGUAUGAUUCAAAUUGUUGUUUGCUGAUCACUAUACUGUGUGUACAUUUAUGUCUUGAAAGGGGUUGGGCAUCACAGGCCUUCACUGGUUGUUGAGUGGCAUAAGCCAUUAGUUGUAUAUGUUCAUACGUGAGAUGUAUUUAAACUCUGUAUAUGAAUUACAUUUGGUCAUGCUUUAUAUUC
Messenger RNA from Juglans microcarpa x Juglans regia, 989 nucleotides. Its product is annotated as CASP-like protein 4B1. Lineage: Eukaryota; Viridiplantae; Streptophyta; Magnoliopsida; Fagales; Juglandaceae. The transcript has 3 exons. The coding region runs from base 147 to 755 and encodes 202 amino acids. The record is from RefSeq and is a predicted model, not a curated record.